Molecule: messenger RNA, 1683 nt
Organism: Cucurbitaria berberidis CBS 394.84
Lineage: Eukaryota; Fungi; Ascomycota; Dothideomycetes; Pleosporales; Cucurbitariaceae
Exons: 3
Coding region: 1-1683 (560 amino acids)
Biological process (GO): metal ion transport; transmembrane transport
Cellular component (GO): membrane
Molecular function (GO): metal ion transmembrane transporter activity
Source: RefSeq, a predicted model, not a curated record
AUGGCAACCCUUGCACCAGCUACCCCUCCCGAAGGGCCGCCCGCGUCGAUCCGUUCCGGUUCCGCGAAACAAUGGACUCCUGAACACUACAGUGCAUCUAUAUCGACCUAUGCGAAGCAACGAAGCACCUCGUUGUAUGUGGGUGUUCAUUUUACGAGACUCGCACACAUCCUUCGAAAGCCCUUCGAUGGCACUGCGAAACGUGCACCUACAUACAACUAUACACCAUCCUCGGAUUUUGCGACACUCUAUCAAUAUGUUUUCGAAAAACCGGUGGGCUAUCAUGCGCUUGCGACGCCCCUUGAACUAGUCCAACUUGCAGAGUCAGAAGCGAGCAAUGUCCUGUUCCUACGAGGUCAGCCUUGCCCACAAUGGCUGGUGCAUGCAGGCGCCUCCUUUCAUAUCGACCCUGAGUUCUUCUUCCGGCACUUAGACUUUCUCUCAAACUUGUCAAGUAAAAGGUAUUUUGCACAGCCCUCGCUUAUGUCGACUGCACGGCGGAUCAUACAACUCAAUUACAUGACCAUCGGCGAGUUUCCAGCCCACUCUGGCGAUAUGGGUCAAUCUGAACUAGAUCAUCUACGGGAUUCUGCAACUAGGGAUAUGUCAGAGUACUUCAAUGAGCUAGGUAAGAGAGUCAGUCGAAACGCGUGUGGAUCGGAAUCGAUCGUACGCGCGUACCACGUUCUUGACCAGUCCCACUUCGCAAUAGAGCAACAGGCAUCUAUUUGCUUAGGUCUGACAGAGAAAGGCUGGACUGCCGUUGUCUGGCUCGAUACAGGAAGGCCAUUGACACCCAAUCAGCCAGGGCCUUGGGCAGGUACACUGCGGAGCAACCAGCACUCAGGCCGAGAAACUUUUCUCCCUUGGAUACAGUCGCAACCUUUCGUAUCCUUACACCCGGCGAGCAUGUCCAUCGCGCACGAACGUCGUCCUGUGAAGGAGAUGGAACAAUCAGCAUCACUCAUACACCUUGACUACGGAAAGACGUUGGACAAGAAGGCUAUGGCCCAAGAUCCCUUCUAUGCACUACAUGAGGUUUUUCUGAGCUGCGCAUAUUCUGAGGUUCAGUUCUUGAACGUUAUCGAAUCCAAGAUCAAUGAAGAUAUGGCCCGAGAAUUUAUGCCGGAUCACAACAUUUCCCCAGCAAACAUGAUAUACUUCCAAGGUCUACUCGAUACGCAUGCAGAAUCUUUGCGGCGGACAAUUACGGCAAUUAACUCACGCGAUGAUUCUGGGUGGCCACGGCCAUCGGACCAAACGUUGAGGAAGAAGCACGCAGUGCUCGCCCAUACAUUACUUCAAGAUUAUGAAGCACUUCUGAGGCGGACAGAGACAUUGUCCAACCUUUGCAAAGGGCGACUGCAGAUCCUCCUGAGUCGGGCCGGUAUCGUGGAAUCGAACAAAGCCAUCGAGCAAGCCAAAGUUGUCACGAAGCUCACACGGUUAGCCUUCGUCUUUAUUCCUUUGAGUUUCGUGUCAUCAUUCUUCGGCAUGAACCUCAAGCCAUUUGUCGAAAGUCCACCUUACGGUCUCUGGCUCUUCUUUGCUGUUUCAGCACCUGUGGUGGCGCUUUUACUCAUGUCAAUGACAUUGAGCCUAGAACAGAUAAUGCAACCUUUCGGAAAGUGUGGACGGGUUCGGAAGCCGAGUAAGAUUGUUGAAAAGGAAGACAUGGCUUGA